AAGGAGCGACACCUGCCAGCUUGGCCUUGCAGCGGGGUUAUCACAAGUUGCACAAGCUCCUGACCGAAAAACAAACCUCAAGCAGAUGGACAAUCUAAUGCCCUUAAUGGUGACAGCCCAGGAUCCUUCGGGUCUGCUCACUGCCCAAGAUGCAGAUGGCUCGUUCCUUCCCUGCACAUCAGCGUCCACGGACAGCCCGCAGCCUUCCUCCCCUCCUGCCGGUGCGGAGAGCUCUCCAUGCGGCCUGGGGAUCACGGCCGUGCAGGUGGAGCGUCUCUCUGAUGCCUCCAGUGCAGGCAAGGAAGAGAACACAGAUCGUUCCUGUAGGAAGAAAAAUAAAGGCGUGGAGAGAAAAGAGGAAGAGGCGGAGCCUACCGUGGACUCUGAGACUCGGUCUAAUCCCCAAAGCUGCCUUCAGAGCAUGUCUGAUUGUGGGGAGAAGGGGAAAGAAGGCCUUCCACCCUGUGAAAUCGGAAGUGAAGAAACUCAAGCAAAACCUAUCACAGCGGCCACAGCCCCGGGGUCUCUGAGCUUGAGCAGUGGGGGUGCUGCCCUGCCGGGAGUCACACUCAUGGAGUCAGGCCCGGCCCCGCAUUUCCCUGCAGGUGAACAGGAAGGCAGGUCAACAGGAGAUGCUGGUGUCCCAGAGACCGCAGAGGGAGCGGAGCGUGGUCUCAGGAACCCAGAUGCCACCACCCAGAAGGUGCUCACAGCUGCCGGGGAAAGGACAAAGGAAAGACUAGAGAACUCUCAUGUCGGUGCAGCUGGAGCCUCUCACGUCAAAGACACAAGGCAGCCAGUGGAUAAAGCCAUGGUUCCAAACUGCGUGUCUGCCACCAGCUCCCUGGACGGUGAGACGCCUGCUGAGUCGGUACUUGUACUGAGUCAUGGAGGAGCCCCUAUUGAAAAAACUGCCGAAACAGAAACUUCCAGACGUUGUGAUGCGAGUGCUGGUGAUCAGAGCCCUGCCAGCGUUCCAGCUGCUGCAAAUGGCAAGAUGGACGCUCCCUUAGCACACACGGGUGGGGCAGUGUCGUCCGCUGAUCUACCCUUCCCCCGGCCACAGAAAGAUGCUUUGCCGAAGGAGAAAGCAGAAACGAAUUCACCUCAUCUUCAGAGCCAGAAUGACCAGCCACCCAUCUGCUCUCCACCUAGAGACGAUCAACCUCGAGCUGCCCCUGCCGGUGGACAGAGCACAGUGACGUCUAGUGGUGCGCUGGCUGCAGAGCAUCGUGAUGACACAGUCACCCAGCCUGGAGGCUCCGCCACAGGCCCGCCCCACGCACAGCCUCCGCCCACUGCCGUCUGCCCGGAAGGCCCACAGGCUGAGACCGCCACCCCUGACCCUGGAGGAGACACCCAGGAAGAUGUGGGUUUUUGUCCCCUUGAAGUUUUGGAUACAGGGGGCCAAACAGGAGGUGUGAACUCACAAACACCUCUCACAAACGCGCUUGAAGUGGAGCUGCAUCCACACGCUGUUGUCCCCAAAGCACAGCGAGAGCCAGUGCCCGGCCAGGCGGUGACAUCAGGCAGGACUUUCUCUCCGGCAGGCAGUGCAGACAGUGAAUCAGUAACGAGAGAUGACGCACUUUCUCUUGUCCCCUCCCAGAAUGAAAAGGGAACAGCAGCUCCCCAGCCACUUACCGCUACAGACGGUAGAGAUGGCGGAGAUUGGAGGGAUCCAGAUAAGCAGCCACUAGAAGACCGUGCAGCAGGCCUGCCCACACCCCCCGCUGCCCUGGAUCCUCAGCCCAGCAUGGGGAACGCCAGUCCUGGAGGAUUUGGGGAGGAGCAGGAGGACCCCUGCCUCCCAGCAGCCCCUGAAGUUAGGAACAUGGAAGGGGGCACCGACUCUUCCCGGCUACAUGUGGCUGAGGCCCCUUUGGCCUCUGAUUCCAGUUCGACUGAAGAAGGAAACAGCCCGGUGGUUCCAGAAAGCUCUGCGGCCCAGGGACAAGGUGACAGAUUUAAAGCAGUGAUUUGCUCCUCCACUCAGGAGGACACGCCUCCUUCAGGGGCGCUGCGGGAAGAGCAGGGAACAGACCCUCCGCGACAGGAGUCACCAGGGGACCAGGGAGAACCUGGCGCAGCUGCCUGUGCCCGGGACAAAGCACUUGAACACGGUGGUUCCCGGGGCACACCCUGGGCCUGUCUGAAUGCAGAAACCAAACACAACAAGGAAGUGGCCCCACCAGCCUCACUGCUGACUGAAGGUGGGGCCGCCCAGAGCCCAGUGCCACCGGGAGCAGGUCUGGCCACAGACGCGGGCCAGGAAGCCGGGGGUGCAGAGCAGAGCAGCUCACCUCGGCUGCCGGGUCUGUCCCCAGAUGCCUCUCGGGCUCCUAAUUGCAAUGGACCUUCUGCUGUGGAUGGAGUGACAGACGCUCAAGCCCAGGGAGAGACCGCUGCUUGCGAGGCGAGUGGAAACAUGGCAUUGGAUGUGGCAGUGGGUAAUGCGCUACAGGGAACUGCGGAAGCCAGGGGAACGGCUCUGUCACACAGUGCCCAGGACCUGCCCGUUCCGGAAGUCUUGCUGCGCCAGGAGAACGGGAUCCAGGUUUUGCCAGGAGCCUUACCGGACAAAGGUGGGACGGACCUCCAGGGUGCUGCAGCCCCAGAGACGGUGCCUCCUGUUUGGGAGAAAGGGAAGCCGGAGCGAGCCCACCUCAGCUGUCGCAGGGAUGCCUCCGAGGAGGCACAGAUGAAUGACACACGCUCCGUCCCCCUGCAGCCCACUGCCAAGGAGCUCCCCGCAGAGGCAGGGCUCUCCACCAGUGAUGACCAGGCCCCCAGCAGGGACAGGGGCGCUCCCCCUGUUCCUCACGCUGUGUCUGCCGAGGCCGGGCACCUGCCUAAGAGCGCAGACUCCAUUGAGGAGGCUGCGAGUCGUAUAGUGGAUGCCGUCAUUGAGCACGUCAGGGCCUCAGGAGCCUUGCUCACAGAGGGCGACAUCAGUCACCUGCCACCGUCCAGUCCUGCGGAGGCCGGACCCCGGGCUGACCAGCUGGAGAGCGCUUCUGCCGGCAAAGUGCACGCCCUCCUGCCUGGGGAGACCCCACCAGCGGGUAGUACUCGUGAAGAAACACCCAGGAGCUCUGCCGGAUGCUCUGCUGGAAGGGAGGAGCCAGAGAAGAUCAUUCCGCUGGUUCCAGGACCUGAGCCGGCAACAGAAAUGCCCGACACCAAGGCCGACGAUGAGGUGGACUUUCUGAGGAAUCCCAGGCAGAGCUCCGUGUCUGAGGAGGCGGCUGGAGGCGACACGGCUGCACCUUCGGGGACGAGACCAGGCCUGAAGACACCGUCGCGCCUGCAAGGGACCUGACCAAGCUGUGAAAGCACGGCAGCAGCAGCAGCUGUGGUCGAGCCACGCCAUCUAAUUCUUCUGGCAGUUGUUUCUCUAAUUUGUCAUCCAUUGCUGAGCAUAGAGAAAAGAAGAGGGAUAUGAAAAGAGCUUUUAAUUCUAAUAGAAGAAGAAG
Myotis davidii is the source of this 3476-nucleotide messenger RNA. RefSeq names its product A-kinase anchor protein 13-like. NCBI's taxonomy places the organism in Eukaryota, Metazoa, Chordata, Mammalia, Chiroptera, Vespertilionidae. The coding region runs from base 86 to 3322 and encodes 1078 amino acids. The record is from RefSeq and is a predicted model, not a curated record. The transcript has 4 exons.